Molecule: messenger RNA, 1038 nt
Organism: Eremothecium sinecaudum
Lineage: Eukaryota; Fungi; Ascomycota; Saccharomycetes; Saccharomycetales; Saccharomycetaceae
Gene: CYC2
Product: oxidoreductase
Exons: 1
Coding region: 1-1038 (345 amino acids)
Molecular function (GO): oxidoreductase activity
Source: RefSeq, a predicted model, not a curated record
AUGAAUCGAAUAGCUUUUCUAGGGCAUAGAGCUAGGUCCAGGGCUUUUCAGCGGUACCUUAUAAGUGGUUCUUUGCUCCUAGGUGCAAGUAGCAUCGGUGCAUACUAUUACUUUGCUACUUUACAUCAUGUUGAACUAUCACAAGACUACUUUACGAAGUAUAGAAUAUCAUACCGGGAGGAUAUCAGCGAUGAACAUUAUAUGUUGGAAUUGACUCCUGAAAGAGCUCAAAAGGUGAAUAUUUGGACAUCGAUGGGGUCUCACAAAUUAUGGUCGGUGGAAAUUAAACAACCAGAAAUAAUGGUUGUAAGAAGAUACACUCCUUUGCCGUUAGAGGCUGUUGAAGAAACUGGAUCUAUAGAGGCACUGAAAGAUGGUCAUAACGGUAGCGGGAAGCUAUUUUUCUAUAUCAAGCAGUAUGACAAAGGAGAAGUUGCUAAAUGGUUACGUCGGCUACCAAAAAAUCAUGUGGUCGAGGUACGAGGCCCUUACAUUGAAUACGAGUUUCCAAAGCUAGAUGAUGAGGUUAAGAGAAAUAGAUCUUUUCUUUGGGGGGAGACAGAUUCUAAGCCCGAAGUUUUCAAGUACCAGCCUUUUGAUAUUGCCAUGUUCCUUGCAGGGACAGGAAUUGUCACGGCCUUCCAGCUCUUGUUAAGUGAGGAUCCAUUUAAGGGUAAGAUUAGUGUGUACUAUUCAUGCAAGUGCUUGGAAGAGCUUGGUCCGUUAAACAGGUUCUUGAACCUUUGUACAGAGAACAAUCGGUUACAAAUGCAGGCCUUUGAGUCGGCAAAAGGCACUAGCCUAAGGAGUAAGUUUCCACUUCUGUUGAAUGAGGUUCCAAGUCCAUUCCAAUACCAAGGAACUAUACCAUUCUGCAAAAUUUAUCCAGGCAUUAAACCAGUUUUGUCACUAGUGUGUGGUCCCGAUAGCUAUAUAACGUCGAUUGCAGGUGUGAAAUACGACUUAUCACAGGGUCCAAUCGGGGGGCUACUUUCAAGAAAAGGUUGGGAUAAUUCCAACGUUUAUAAGCUGUCAUAG